Messenger RNA from Populus trichocarpa (black cottonwood), 2102 nucleotides. Its product is annotated as CRC domain-containing protein TSO1. Gene Ontology annotation, molecular function: DNA-binding transcription factor activity. The coding region runs from base 1 to 1710 and encodes 569 amino acids. The record is from RefSeq and is a predicted model, not a curated record. Lineage: Eukaryota; Viridiplantae; Streptophyta; Magnoliopsida; Malpighiales; Salicaceae. The transcript is spliced from 12 exons.
AUGGAUUCACCUAAAACCACCACCACCACCACCGCAACAACCACCAUCUCCGCCACCACCACUGUCAGUUUAUUAGAUUCUCCUCCAGUUCAAGAAUCCCCGUUUUCUAAUUACGUAAGCAGGUUAUCCCCUAUUAAGCCUGUCAAGGCUUCGCAUGUAGCACAAGGACUCCUAGGAAUAAAUUCUCCUCCACUUGUCUUCACGUCACCACGGACAUUGUCAGACCGCCAAACAAAUUUCUUGCGAAGGUUUCCAUGUCCUCAGAUAUCUGGGGCAGAGAUAUCUAAGAAUGAUGGUGGAAGCAAGAAAUCUGCUGAUGGUCCAAAGGACCUGAGGAAAUCUAGCACCUAUUUGAAUAGCAGACUGAUUAUUAAUGUCCAGAAGAGCAAUAAUAUCAACAACUUUGAACAAGACCAACUUGGUAGCUUCUCAGGGUGCGUUGAUGAGUACUUAUUUGAUCCCGUGGAUGUAGAUUGUGCAGACUCUGUUAAUUUGACAAAAGGGGAUGCGUCUCAGGCCAUGCCUGAGCAAGAUGGAGAGGAUCCUAAGGAGCAUUCAACAUCUGAAACUAUAAAGGAAAAAAUUGAAGAGGAAGGAAACAUUGUUGAACAACCAUCUCAUGUCUGCCCAAAUUUUAUGUCUGACUUGCUUGUGGACCAUACUUCCAGGCAACAACAAUGUGACACUUCAGGGGCUCAGGCUGCUCCUCCACUUGAAGAUUAUGGUGAGGAUGGGGGAACAGUCUUGCAUGGACCUGUUCAACUCAUAACACACCAUGGUUCAGAGGUCAGUCAGCUCCAUCGUGGCAUGAGUAGACGCUGCCUUCAGUUUGAAAAAGCUCAACAGAAAACUCCUAUGGAUGGCACAUACUCUCUUGAUUUAGCAAUCACUAUAAUUGGUUCAAUAUCAUCUUCUUCCAAUACAGAAUUGGAGAUUUUGGAUUCAUCUCAGGUGGAGUUACCUAGCUCUUCUAGAAAGAAGCAAACUGUGUUUGUGUCCAUGCCAUCCGCUGGGCACAAAAUUAGUUGCUCCAAACUACCCAGUUUAGUUGAAAGAGUCUCUUCAACUGCGGGAGAUGAUGUGCUCCAAACUAAGGCUUCACUUGCCACAGGCUCUGCCAUUUCCGAGUCUCUUCACACCAAGGAAACUUUAAAUAAGUUGCAGCCACCUGAGCAUCAGAUAACCCUACACAAUAAUAAGAGAUUUAGCUCAGAGCAUGCUGACAAUUUUGAGGAGUUCAACCAAUCAAGCCCCAAGAAGAAAAGGAAGAAAGUAUCAAGCACUGAUGGUGAUGGUUGCAAACGUUGUAACUGUAAGAAGACUAGAUGUUUGAAACGAUAUUGUGAUUGUUUUGCGGCCGGAAUCUAUUGUGCUGAAACUUGUGCUUGCCAAGGGUGCUUUAACAGACCUGAAUACGAGGAUACUGUUCUUGAAGCACGUCAACAAAAAGAAUCGCAUAAUCCACUUGCUUUUGCUCCGAAGAUUGUACAGCAUGUGACUGAGUUUCAUGCAAUCAAUGUGGAAGAUGCAAGCCUGUUUACGCCGUCCUCAGGUAGGCAUAAGACAGGAUGCAAUUGCAAAAGGUCAAUGUGUGUGAAAAAAUAUUGUGAAUGCUAUCAGGCUAAUGUUGGAUGCUCCAAUGCUUGUCGAUGUGAAGGGUGCAAAAAUAUCCAUGGUAGGAAAGAAGGUGAGAAAUUACACAGAAAUUAAAUUUUGAAUCAACUCUUUAGCUGCCAUCAUUUGCCACAAAUUAUGAUAACAGUUUUAGCAAUUACAAGAAAUUUGAAAAUUCAUUUCUCAGCCUCUGUGGAUUCUCCUUCCAGCUUUACAAGACAUUAAUUCUAAUGACUAUAUAUCAUGUGGAAAAUUUUACAAGUUCUUUUGGUGGUUUAGUGAAAGAUAAUUUAGAGAAAACCUGGAAGUGUCAUAGAAUGUUUGGAAGCACCGAAAAUAGAAGUGAAUAUGGUAUGACUGGAGAAAUAGUAAGCAAUAGAGCUAAUGAAGAAAGGUUAGAAAGUAUGGCUGAUAACAAAUUCAAAAUGAUUGUAAAUAAUAAAUUUUUACAUGCCGAGCUAUGUGAUCCGCGUAGCCUCACACCAUCA